Messenger RNA from Sardina pilchardus (European sardine), 2659 nucleotides. It is a transcript of the gene tmx1, whose product is annotated as thioredoxin-related transmembrane protein 1. NCBI's taxonomy places the organism in Eukaryota, Metazoa, Chordata, Actinopteri, Clupeiformes, Clupeidae. Bases 39 to 968 code for a protein of 309 amino acids. The record is from RefSeq and is a predicted model, not a curated record. The transcript has 8 exons. Gene Ontology annotation, molecular function: disulfide oxidoreductase activity. Gene Ontology annotation, cellular component: endomembrane system.
GAAGUUAAGCUUACAGUGAGGCGAGUGGUGACCCGACCAUGGCGUCCUUGCUGGACUACGAAGUAGGAACAGCUAGAAAACAUGUUCUUUGGCGAACAUUUAUGGUACUCUUUAGCGUCUUUGUAUUUUUGAAGGCGCCUCAGACAGCCCUUGCCAAGAAGGGGAGUCUGAAAGAGGUAACAGACGGAAACUGGGAAGACAUACUGACCGGAGAAUGGAUGAUAGAAUUUUUUGCCCCUUGGUGCCCUGCAUGUCGACAACUGCAGCCUGUGUGGGGGGAGUUUGCCGAGUGGGGAGAGGAUCUGGGCGUCAACAUUGCCAAGGUGGAUGUCACUGAGCAGCCAGGACUAAGUGGCAGAUUUAUUAUCACCUCCCUUCCUACCAUCUACCACUGUAAAGAUGGUGUGUUUCGGCGGUACCAGGGACCACGCACCAAAGAGGACUUCCUUAGCUUCAUUGAUGAAAAGAAAUGGCAGACUAUCGAACCAGUGUCCUCGUGGUUCGGUCCAUCCUCCUUUUUGAUGAACUCCAUGUCUGCACUCUUCAAGCUCUCCAUGUUCAUACGGCAUUGCCACAACUAUCUGACGGAGCAGUUGGGCAUCCCUGUGUGGGGGUCCUAUGUGAUCUUCGCCCUGGCAACUCUCUUCUCUGGUCUAGUCCUGGGACUGAUACUGGUGUUCAUCGCUGACUUUGUCUUCCCAUCUAGAAGAUUCCAAAGUAACUACUACCAAAGUAGGAAGCAGCUGUCUGAGGCGCGUCUGAGGCAGCAGCUGGAGGACGAGCAGAUGGCCGACGGCGAGGAGGACGAUGAAGAGGAGGAGGAGGACGAGGAGGACGAGAGCGGCUCGCGGGAGGACCUGUGGCACAAGGGCCGCCGCUCGCCCGAGGGCCUCCCCGAAACGUUCGGCGACGAGGCGCUCCGGAGGAGGGUGCUGGCCGCCCGGCAGGAGGAGGAGGAGGACACCUAGAGGAGGAGGAGGAGCCCGGCGGCAGAGCUGCAAACACGUGCCUCGCCAUGGCAACUCCAAUCAGCAGCUUUCUUUUUUGGGCGGGGGUAGGGGGAAGGUAACGGGAGGGGAGGGGGGACUGAAGGGGCGGAAUCUAAAAAGUCCCUUGAAAGUCAAAACACCACCAAUGCCACCGAUCGCUACGCCGAGGAGAAGCGCAGACAGACGCGAGUGGAGCCGACGCAGAGUUUACAGACGCAGAGCCGGCACGGAGGCCCUGGCAAACUCCAACGCAUCUCUCUCUAUCUCCAUCUCUCUCACUCUCUUUCUCUCUCUCUCUCUCUCCCUCCCUCCCUCUCUCUCUUUUCUCUCUCUCUCUCACUUGCUCUCUCUCUCGUUUUUCUUUCUUUCUCUCCGUCUUGUUCUGUCACUCUUGCUGUCUCUUGUUGCCAGUCCCACGCCAGGAUUCGUGCUGGACUCUACCGACAUUUCACUCAAAACACAUCCUCUCUCAACAUCGUCAACUAUUCAAGCAUUGUUUAUUAUUAUUUUUUCCUCUAUUUUAUUUUUUUAUAUGAAUAAGUAGAGAUAGGCAUUAGGGGGUUGGCCCAGGUUGGGGUUUUAUUUUACUGUUACAAUACUGUAUGCAUCUCAUACCCAAGUGUUACCAUUGAUGGACCGCCAGAUUCUCCUAUGCAUCACUUUAGACUUUGCCUGUGUCUCUGUAGACCCUUGCCAUUCCAGAUACUCUCUACAACUCUGAACACAUCAAACAACCUCACAUGAUGUACAUGCGUUUUGUAUGCACAGACACACAUACUUUUUCUGUUGCUUUUUUUGCCCACCAUUUGUACAAAGCAUCACCCUCUUUCUAGAUAUCUCUCCCUGUGUGUUUGUGUGUGUGUGUGUGUGUGUGUGUGUGUGUGUGCGCAGAGGUUUUUGUGUGUAUGUUUGUAUGUGUGUCUGUGUGUACGGUUAUCUGUUUGAACGUGUGUGUGGGCUUGCAUUGCAGUACACAGCGGACAUUUUUAAAACUCGCAUCGGAUGAAACAAAGGGUUAAUGAUUAUUGCACUGUGCCCUGCACCCACACGGAGGGACUCCAGCUAGUGCCACCUCUUCACAGGGACUGGCUACCACUGGUCAAAAAAGGGGUGGGGCUUCAUAACCUUUAACUUUUUUAACCCUGUAACUCCUCUAACUGGAGCUCAAUGGGAGACAUCUGCUUGUUCUGAGGGCAGGUGAAGAAUGCAGAGAGAGCUACGCUACUCUGUCUAAACUUAAUCUGGGGCCUGUAGUGUCUGUUAGUGGACCUUAACCAGACUUUUUUGCUGCCUAAUGUUUUUGUAUUUAUUCGUGCUACUUGCAUAUUUGUUUCUUAUCCCAUUUUUUCGGAAUCCUUGAAGACGCACACACGCACAAAUGCUUAGAAGCACCCCAUGCCACAAUACUUCAGUGAUAUUCUGGCUCAGGUUUCUAAAAUUGAAAUGCUUAUACCAAGACCGAUUGAAAUAGUAACAAAAUGGUUCUUAUUUGACCAGUAUCAAAAGCAAGUGUGUGUGUGUGUGUGUGUGUGUGUGUGUGUAUGUGUGUGUUUUGUGCAGAAUUCCUUCAGAAACAGUGUUUGUCACAGAGCUAGCAAAAAAAAGACUGAUGUUUGAGCUUUUUUGAAUGUAUUGCUUGUAAACCAUAAAGAGUUUUUUUUGCCGCUUUA